CAUGAGCUUUGGAGGGGCAGAGCCAGACCAGACGCAAGCGAAUGAUAUGGGAUCUUCAAAAACCUGAAAAAAGAAAAGGCACCGCACUGCUGUACUGAGACUCAUUGGUGGUCAUUGCAAAUAUAACUAAUAGCGCCAGCCAGUGCAUCGAUUAGACGCACAAUUACGGCAUAUUUGGGAUGAGUUUCCACUCCUUUAGGAUAACGUUUCCCAUUUAAUCUGGAUCAAGAAAGGACUGCAUAUGAGUUGAGAACUUUUCAGUGGUAAGAAAACCCCGAAUGUCUGCCCUGCACGCCUAACUUUGUCUCAACAGUCCCGUGAAAGUGAUGCGUAAAAGUGUGGAGCGUUGCGCGUCGUUCAAUCCCAAAUUACCGGCGACCGUUUUACGACGAACAUGACCGUGUAAAUACUUAGCAUAACAUUAUUUGUAAUUCUUUUUUUGUUUUUAUUUUCUCAUAUCUCCACUGCACUUGAUCGCAAACGAUGCAGAUCCUACUGUUUGCUACCGUUCUUUACUAUAUCGUGAACUUCGUCGGAGCUGAGCCCAAACCAAAAUGCCCAGAGCGGUGCGAGGUGAGCACUUGCCCCAGCCCUAGCUGCGCGAUGGGGUACGUUCCAGACCGAUGCAACUGCUGCCUGGUUUGCGCCCAGGGAGAAAGCGACCCAUGCGGGCGCAAAGAUGACCUACCCUGCGGUGAUGGACUCGAAUGCAAGCACCCGGCCGGAAAGCGGCUAGCCAAGGGGUUUUGUCAGUGCAAAUUGGGUCACAAAGUCUGCGGCAGUGAUGGUAAUACCUAUGGGAACGUAUGUCAGCUGAAGGUGCAGAGUAGGAAGGCUCUGCAGCAGGGCCUGCCCACCAUCAACUCUGUCAAGAAGGGACCAUGCGAAAUCAACCAUAACAAAGGUACUUCACACCCCACCAGUCCCAGGUACAAGUUUAACUUCAUAGCUGACGUGGUUGAGAAGAUUGCUCCGGCUGUGGUCCACAUCGAACUCUUCCUCAGGCACCCUCUGUUCGGCCGGAACGUCCCUCUGUCCAGCGGGUCGGGCUUUGUGAUGUCAGACACAGGUUUGAUAGUGACCAACGCCCAUGUAGUCUCCAGCACCACGCCUGUAUCGGGGCGUCAGCAGCUCAAGGUCCAGAUGCACAAUGGUGAUAUCUACGAAGCAACCAUCAAGGACAUCGACAAGAAGUCCGACAUCGCCACCAUCAAAGUCAACCCACUGAAAAAGCUCCCGGUGCUGUUGCUAGGCCACUCGGCUGACCUUAGACCUGGUGAGUUUGUGGUUGCCAUUGGCAGCCCCUUCGCGCUCCAGAACACGGUUACCACAGGGAUCGUGAGCACUGCACAGAGAGACGGGAAGGAGCUGGGCAUCAGAGACUCUGACAUGGACUAUAUACAGACGGACGCCAUCAUCAACUAUGGAAAUUCAGGCGGACCUCUUGUUAACUUGGACGGGGAGGUGAUUGGCAUCAACACUCUGAAAGUGGCUGCUGGGAUCUCCUUCGCCAUCCCUUCUGAUAGGAUCACACGCUUCCUCAAGGAAUCAAUGGACAAGCAGAGCAAAGAAGUGAGAUCAUUGAAGAAACGGUUCAUUGGAAUAAGGAUGCUCACCAUCACCCCAGCGCUGGUUGAGGAGCUGAAGCAGCAGAACCCAGACUUCCCUGAUGUCACUAGUGGGAUCUACGUCCAUGAAGUGGUGCCUCAUUCUCCUGCACAGAAAGGUGGUAUCAGAGACGGUGACAUCAUCGUGAAGCUGAACGGUCGUCCUCUGCUGACCACAGCUGACCUACAGGGGGCGCUCACAGAGGAGACAGCCCUGCUGCUGGAGGUCAGGAGGGGUAAUGACGACCUGCUCUUCAACAUCCAGCCUGAUGUCAUUAUGCAGUAACCCAGUAACCAUGAUGACAAUGACCAGGAGUACUGUAUUCACGAUACAUUUCUAUCAGAACAUUCUGUAAACGUUACAACGUCACUCAUGAACAGGCUCCCAGCUGUUCAACAUCGAGCCAGACGACGUCAUCAUGCAGUAACCACAGCAACCGUGGUGUGGAACCCGGGAGACUGAAAAAGUAUAAUGACCAAACAAAAUAAAACAAAAAACUCUGGUUGAGAGCCCUAUACACUGAUAAAGUUGCCCCUAUAGUCACUGAUCUAGGGUCAAUUUGUGUUUGUUUUGGGAGGGUAAAACUGAUCCUAGAUCAGUGCCUAAAGGGUGACUUUUAACUACUCAGAGCCAAAGGGAGAACGAUCAACAAACAAGUCAAGAAACAGAAAACUGUGUUUGUUUGUUGGAACUUUGAUCGGGAAACAAUAGAGACUGACUGACCCUUGCUUGGGAAAUCCAGCCAGAAAACUCUCUGGAGUCUGGAUACAUUUAGGACUGAAUGUUGGAACGCCCAGCGAAAUGAAACACUUGAUUUUCAUUGUUGUUGUAUUUGUGUUUUGUAUCAUCUAACUGUCUUUGUCAAAGCAUGCUAGCUGUUUUUUGAGACUCACUUACUCCCAAUGCAAGUGGUCAUUGGUAAGACAAGUUUAGCAUAUAGUUCAUUCAAAGAUUUGUCCAUUGUUACACUGCUUUUAUAGCCUUUUAUCUGUUGAAUAGAAGUUAUUUCUGUACAUGCGAGUAGCUAUGUGUCCAAUGCUUUCAGUUUGAAAACAUUCCAUAACCAACUGUGAAUGUUGUUUUUUGGUCAGUUAUAAGUUGAAAGUAAGACCACAUUUGGUCAGACAUGUUCAGUUAUAAGUUGAAAGAAAGACCACAUUUUUAUUCAACUGGUAAAAUGUGAGCAAAUGUCUGAUUGAAUCUCACUGUUACUGGAUUCUUGAUGUCUUCUACUAUAACUGACCUGUUGGUAACACUUUACAUUAAUGUCCCUAAGGGUUUAUAAAGGGUUUGUAAAGGUGUUAUAAGCAGUUUAUAAACAGUUUACAAUACUGACUUGUGCUUAUAGUAUGAAUAAAUAAACUCACUUUACAGUCAGUUACUUAUAUCUUAAUCAUUAUGACUUAAGAACAGAUUGAAUGUUUACAUAUCUGGAUUCCUUACCAACAGGCUAUAUCAAUGGGAGUGAUAAAAUGUGUAUAAAAUAAAAUACAUUGCUGUAUAGGACGUUCUUGCAUUGACCCAGUGAGAUGUGUGCCGGUACAUGCGUGUGUGUCUGUGUGACUCCCUUGACAACGUUUUGCUGUACUUGGACAUGGCUGACGAGGAAGUUAGGAAUGUUUAUUGCUGCAGGCUGUAACGAGCUUAGCCGUGUUUAAGUACAAUCAGGGUAUUGUGGCUGCUACACAUACACACACGCACUGAAGGGGGCAUACUUUUCCACCCUCCACCAGCACAAUCAGACAUGGCGUAAAGUGAAGAUGUAUGUAUGUUAAGGUCCUAAGAAUAGUCAUACAGUUUUACUUGUCUUGUCACAGGUCAUACAUUUAUGUCUAAUAUCCUAGGAGGAUGUCCUAAAGGAAACUGGGAGAGUUUCAUACACAAUUUACUGUCAUGGUAUACUUGGUUGUCUGUGCAUUGUUGGCUAAUAUCCUUAAUGCAGCUACUGCUAAGUUAGCUCUGUAUAAAAACUUGACAUGUUGUUAUGACUGAAAGAAAAUUCAAACAAAGCUUUAAUUUCAACUUAUAUCUAA
This is a messenger RNA of Coregonus clupeaformis (lake whitefish), 3641 nucleotides long. RefSeq names its product serine protease HTRA3. Gene Ontology annotation, cellular component: extracellular region. Gene Ontology annotation, molecular function: serine-type endopeptidase activity; protein binding. Gene Ontology annotation, biological process: proteolysis. The transcript has 9 exons. Bases 484 to 1893 code for a protein of 469 amino acids. The record is from RefSeq and is a predicted model, not a curated record. NCBI's taxonomy places the organism in Eukaryota, Metazoa, Chordata, Actinopteri, Salmoniformes, Salmonidae.